AUGACACUUUUGUCAUUUAUAUGUUUAUGAACAACUGAAAAAAGCACAAAUGUCAGGGCAUGUCAAAACUUCUCCAGGGCCCCAGAAAUCCUCAGACCCCUGAGGGUUAAACUAACUCAAGUCAAUUAUGGACAGUGGGUCCACACAACCAACUUAGUUUUUAUUAACAUUAAAGAUUUAUUUUUAAUUUAUGCAAAAUCCUUGAGUUGUGACAACACAACUGACUAAGGAAGACUCUAUGUAAAACAGUUGUCCAACCAACUCAAUUCAAUCAUGGACAGAGGUUCCACAUGAUUGAAACAAGUAAAACCCAAUAAAAUCAACAAUGUUAAACAAACUAGAAUUAACUGUGUUCAUUUAACUUGAAUGAUUUUAGUUUAAAUAAAAUAAUUAGUUUUCAUAUAAAUUGAUUUUUAUAAAUAAUCCUACAAUUAAUGCUUCUUGUUUAAUCUUAUGAUUUUAAUUUUUGUGAUGUACUGUUCUGUGCUGGCAGUCUAGGAGUGAUACUGUUUUCAUCCAGAGCACUACCAUAGUAAAUAUUCUUUACAGUAGACUUAAACAUUAGUCUCUCCAUUUUCUCAUCUGGCAAAAAACUUUAGCACUUCAAGCACUUUACUUCAACAUUUACUCUCCCAGCUCAGCCCCUUUGCAAAGCAUGAUGGGAAGUGAAAGUCCUAUUUAAUUGAGUCCUGGUUGGAUUUACUUGAUUGAAACAUGUUAUUUUAAUAUGAAAACAUCAAGUUAAGUCAAAAGGUAAUUGUUUCAAGUCAAUUUAAUAUGAAGCAAUUAAAUACAAUGGUGUUUAAUCAAAAUAAGUUGUUUAAAUAAAGUGAACAGAAUAAACAAAUUUAAUAUAUGUAUAUUUAUUUUUAAGUAUGUAUCUAGACAGGUAAUGUUGAGAAAAGUGUGUCCUUCCAUUUCUUAAUUUAAAAAGGUUUAGAAAUGAACUUCAGCGGUAUCGAGCGUCACCCAAAAUACUCAAAGCAGCUGCAUUUUCACCUAUUAGUAUGCCAUGCCAUAUGCCAUGGUGGACUACUUCUGUUUAGUAAGUGAAUUCAAAUCAAUCACUCUUGACUAGCAAUCAGUUUUACAUGGUCUGAACACUGGGUUUGUUCAACCAGAGAUUGUGCAUGCAGAAAAAAUGACAAAGAUUGUUUUUCAGUCCUACACAAAGACAGAAAAUGAGAAGAGAAAAAAAACAAGUUGCAUAUAUUUAGAAAAAUACAAACAUUUUGUUAAAAAAUCUGAUAUAAACAAUUUAAACUUUACAUCCCAUCCCAUCCCAUCCCAGUUGUGGCUACAUAUGUAAUAUGCACACACUCACCUUUAUCUGUAGAUACAAACAAGCUCAAAUGACUUUCCUUAUUAGCUCUGAGUAACUACUGUGUGAAUGUGUUUGUGGCUGUGACUAUGGAUCACCUAUAAGGAGCACAUCCUAGGAGCACGCCCAUAAAUACUCCUUUUUUCAUUUUGUUUGUUCAUCUAAUGAUGAUCACAUGAUCCUUCAGAAAUCAUUCUAAUAUGCGUAUUUGCUACUCAAGAAACUUUUCUUGCUAAUUAUUAUCAGUGCUGAAAAAGUUGUGCUGCUUAAUAUUUUCAUAGAAACUAUGAUAGAUUUUUUUUUUUCAGGGUUCAAAAGCAAAGUAAAAAAAACAGCAUUUAUUUGGAAUAGAAUUUUUUUUUGUAAAAUUAUAAAUGUCUUUACCUUCAAUUUGAUCAAUUUAAUGCAUCCUUGCAGAAUAAAAGCAUUAAUUUAUUACCUUACUGACCCCAAACAUUUUGAAUGAAAGUUUUGAAUUUUGCAAGUUUGAAAACUGAGUGUAGUAGAUGUAUUUCCCUUAUCUUAUUUAUUUACUAAUGGGAAUACAUUGUGUUUUUCAGGUGUUUGUUUCCACAGCCCCUGGUAUUUACAGAAAGCCUGUUAUUGGAAUGUGGGAACAUCUGUGUGAGAAGGCAAAUGGUGGAGUGACUAUAGACGCGUCACAGAGCUUCUAUGUAGGAGAUGCAGCAGGACGUCCUGCUAACUGGGCUCCGGGGAAAAAGAAGAAAGACUUCUCCUGCAGUGACAGACUGUUUGCUCUCAACAUUGGUCUUCAGUUUUACACCCCAGAGGAAUACUUCUUGGGCUGGAAACCGGCUCAGUUCAGCUUGCCAGAGUUUGACCCUAGGAAAUUAGACUCUAAAAUGCGUCUUUACGAUCCUCCUGACACCUCCCUCACAUCUACCAAACAGGAAGUGAUUGGAUCAGUGGGAUUCCCUGGAUCGGGCAAAUCCACAUUCUUCCAGACACACAUCAUUCCAAAGGGCUAUGCAUAUGUGAACAGGGACAUGCUUGGCUCCUGGCAGCAUUGUGUGUCGGCCUGUGAACGCACUCUGAAGGAAGGCCAGAGCGUAGUGGUGGACAACACUAACCCUGACCCCGAGUCUAGAAAAAGAUAUGUAGAUGUCAGUCAAAACACUGGAGUCCCCUGCAGGUGUUUCAACUUCACUGCGAGUCUGGAACAAGCAAAACAUAACAACAGGGUAUAUGUCUUUACUGUAGUCACCAUGAAAUCAAAAUUAACAAUAAUAAAAUAAUAUAAAUUUGGAUAU
Molecule: messenger RNA, 2592 nt
Organism: Megalobrama amblycephala (Wuchang bream)
Lineage: Eukaryota; Metazoa; Chordata; Actinopteri; Cypriniformes; Xenocyprididae
Product: polynucleotide kinase 3'-phosphatase
Exons: 8
Coding region: 1828-2577 (249 amino acids)
Biological process (GO): DNA repair
Cellular component (GO): nucleus
Molecular function (GO): double-stranded DNA binding; polynucleotide 3'-phosphatase activity; ATP-dependent polydeoxyribonucleotide 5'-hydroxyl-kinase activity
Source: RefSeq, a predicted model, not a curated record